Phoenix dactylifera (date palm) is the source of this 1521-nucleotide messenger RNA. RefSeq names its product protein STRICTOSIDINE SYNTHASE-LIKE 10-like. NCBI's taxonomy places the organism in Eukaryota, Viridiplantae, Streptophyta, Magnoliopsida, Arecales, Arecaceae. The record is from RefSeq and is a predicted model, not a curated record. Gene Ontology annotation, cellular component: endomembrane system. Gene Ontology annotation, molecular function: hydrolase activity.
GUGACACCACCAACCGUGGAGUUCGGCGGCUUCGGCCUGGCUCUGCUCUACUGCGACAAAUAGAUAGACUGCAUUCAUGGAAUGCCACUUCAGCCCUCCUUCUUGUGUUAAACGCUUUUUUCUUCUUUUUUUUUGGCUAAGACUUGAACGCUUUCUUUAGAUGAAGGGAGAUUCCAAUUCUAUUAACAAGAAGCCUUCUCCUUUCCCCAUGAACACCAAGCUCGCCGUGAUUUCUGCAAUACUUGCAAGCCUCUCGGUCUUUUUUUCUUUGGAUUCUGUAUUCCAUGAUUCCAGGAUUUCAGAGAUGGAGCUACUGCCACUAGAUGCUGCAACUGGGCCUGAAAGCAUAGCCUUUGAUGCUAAGGGUGAGGGUCCAUACACUGGGAUAUCGGAUGGCCGGAUUUUGAAGUGGCAAGGGAAGGAACAAAGAUGGCUUGAAUAUGCUGCUGUCCAUGCACCGCAUCUGUUGAGUAAGUGUAGAGGCUCACAAGAUCCAAAACUGGAACAUGUCUGUGGGCGGCCACUGGGGCUGAAAUUUAGUGCCAAGACUGGAGAACUCUAUGUUGCAGAUGCUUAUCUAGGGUUGUUGGUGGUCGGUCCUGAUGACAAAUUCGCAACGCCAAUUGCUAAACAAGCCCAAAGUGUUGAGUUCCAUGUCACUAAUGGCUUGGACAUAGAUCCUGACAGUGGAGUUGUCUAUUUUACUGAUAGUAGCAUGCGCUUUCCAAGAAGGCAAUACAUCUCAGCAAUCAUAGCUGGUGAUAGAACGGGAAGGUUGAUGAAGUACGACCCAGAAAGCAGAGAGGUCCAAGUCCUGCUCGACUCCUUGUACUUCCCCAAUGGGGUGGCACUAAGCCAAGAUGGCUCCCACCUCCUCAUUGUGGAGACCACCACCUGCAGAAUCCUAAGGUACUGGCUUCGGACACCCAAGGCCAAGAGCCUUGAAGUCAUUGCCCAACUCCCAGGAUUCCCGGAUAACAUCAAGCGGAGCCCACGAGGAGGCUUCUGGGUGGCUCUCCAUUCCAAGAGAACAAAGCUUGUACAGUGGGUCCUCUCUGAGCCUUGGCUGUGCGACGCUCUCCUUAAGGCCUCGGUUGACCUCCAGAGGUUGUCUUCAUUCUUAAACUGGAGGAGUGGGAAGGCAUCUGCACUGAGGUUGAGCGAAGAUGGACAGGUUUUGGAAGGAUUUGGUGGAAGGGCAAUGAGGGCUAUUAGUGAGGUGGAAGAGAGGUAUGGGAGGUUAUGGAUUGGGUCUAUAGCAAUGCCUUUUGUGGGCAUUUACAAUGUUACAAGACCAGCAUAGAAGAUCAUCAUAUUGCAUGGACUGCUUAAUUUGUCUUCAAGCAUUGCAUGUUGGAUGCUUUUGGUGAUAAACUUCUAAUACUUGUCUGUGUAACGAUCAAAUAGGAAUUUGUUUCUUUCCUCGAUCCUGCUGUUCUUGUGUAAUUCAUAAUUUUGUCAUAUAUUUUUCUAGUUUCUUAUAAAGGAUGAAUUUUUAAGAAUUCGUAGAAUCGUUGAACA